AGCAGCCAGCAUCAACACAAAGCCUCAGUGUCACUCAGGAGGGAAGUCUGACUCUUCGUUUCAUACGGACACUCGUGAAAAGCAGCAGCACUCACUGUGGCUGUUUGUCCACAGGACCAGGAGAGUCCACUUUCCACCAUCUCUCUGACAGCUCCCAGCACUUUGCUCAUCUGUUCCUGAAUCUGUUUCCAGCAGACAUGUCUGCAGCCAGCAACCUGCGAUCUGGAAACCAGUUCCUGUGCUCCAUCUGUCUGGAUGUGUUCACUGAUCCAGUCACCAUACCAUGUGGACACAACUUCUGCAAACUCUGCAUCACUCAGCAGUGGGACAUGAAUGUCCCGUCCCAGUGUCCCCUGUGUAAAGAGGUUUUCCACAUAAAACCAGAGCUGAGUGUCAAUACUUUCAUCUCUGAGAUGGUGGCUCAGUUCAGACAGGAAGCUCAACAGGAAGCCAGCAGCAGCAGCUCAGAGCAACAAGUUUCCAAACCAGGAGAAGUUCCCUGUGACGUCUGCACUGGAACCAAACUGAAGGCCCUGAAGUCCUGCCUGGUGUGUCUGACCUCCUACUGUGAGACUCACCUGGAGCCUCAUCUGACGGCUUCAGGUCUGAAAAGACAUCAGCUGAUGGACCCUGUGGACAACCUGGAAGACAGGAUGUGUAGGAAGCACGACAAACCUCUGGAUCUGUUCUGUAAGACCGACCAGACAUGUGUCUGCGUGCUCUGCUCUGUGUUAGACCACAAGACACAUGAGUUUGUUCCUGUGAAAGAAGAAUAUGAAGGAAAGAAGGCAGAGCUGGGGAAGACAGAGGCUGAGAUUCAGCAGAUGAUCCAGGAGAGACGACUGAAGAUUCAGGAGAUCAAACAGUCAGUGGACUUCAGCAAGGAAAAGGCAGAGAGUAAGAUCGCAGAAGGUGUUCGAGUCUUCACAGCUCUCAUGGAGUCUGUUCAGAGAAGCUUGAAUAAGCUCAUUGAGGAGAUGGAAGAGAAACAGAAAAGCACAGAGAAACAGGCUGAAGGCUUCAUCACAGAGCUGGAACAGGAAAUCUGGGAGCUGAAGAAGAGAAGCUCUGAGGUGGAGCAGCUCUCACUCUCUGAAGACCACCUCCACCUCCUCCAAAACUUCACAUCCCUGAAAGCUGCUCCACCCACCAAGGACUGGACAGAGGUCAGAGUCCGUCCACCAUCAUAUGAGGGGACUGUGGUGAAAGCUGUGGCUCAGCUGGAGGAGACGCUCAGUCAAGACAUGAAGAAGCUGUUUGCUGAGGCUGAGCUGAAGAGGGUCCAGCAGUAUGCAGUGGAUGUGACUCUUGAUCCUGACACAGCUCAUCCUCAUCUCAUCCUGUCUGAUGAUGGGAAACAAGUAAAUCAUGGUGAUGUGAAGAAGAAGCUCCCAGACAAUCCAGAGAGAUUUUCUUAUUGUGUUUUUGUCUUAGGAAAGCAGAGUUUCUCUUCAGGCAGAUUUUACUUUGAGGUUCAGGUUAAAGAGAAGCCGAAAUGGAAUUUAGGAGUGGCCAGAGAGUCGAUCAACAGGAAGGGAAAAAUCACACUGACUCCUCAGAAUGGUUACUGGACUAUAUGGUUGAGAAAUGGAAAUGAGUACAAAGCUUUUGUUGACUCCUCAGUCCGUCUGUCUCUGAAGUCUCAGCCUGAGAAUGUGGGGGUGUUUGUGGAUUAUGAGGAGGGUCUGGUCUCCUUUUAUGACGUAGAUGCUGCAGCUCUCAUCUUCUCCUUUACUGGCUGCUCCUUCACUGAGAAACUCUACCCAUACUUCAGUCCUGGUCUAAAUGAUGAUGAUAAAAACUCCGCCCCUCUGAUCAUCUGCCAGUAAACUCACGACUUAUUCUAUGAACUGAUUCUUUUUUAUUCCAGGAGACAAACUUAGAUUUUUUCUUCUGAAGAACCUGAUUACUGUGGUGACUGAUUUACACUUUAUUAUAUGAUUCUUAUAUGUGUCCCAUUACACAGGUAACACAUUAAUGUGAUGCUUUCAGGUCGUCAGUCCAGGACAUGAGACGAUGCAAAACAGUCAGACGUUCUUACGACAUGUAAAUGUGCAGCCAAAGAAAAUAUGUUGACUGUACAUUGAACAGAGAAUCCAGAAUGUGUCAUCGUUACACCAGCAGUAAACGCUCACUCACCAAAUGCUAAUGACUGGUUAAUUACUCUUAGUGUUUGGACCAGUAUACUCCUAAGAAAUAAGUAGUUAAACAGUGUACAGAUGUUAGUUCAAUGUGUGUGUUCUGCCCUCUGGUUAAAUAUGGGAUUUGCCCUUUGAUUUAGUUCAUUAGAAUUAAAAAAGCUCAUAAUUAAUUUCGUGUUAAAACAUUAUUUACAGCUGAAACACAGAAAAAAGACUGUAUCACAUUAUUUUUUAAGUUAAUUCAUGAUUCAAGACUUUUAUUUUGAAGGCUUGUAAGAGAUAUGCUAUGCAUUAUGGGAUAGAAAAGUCCGGUUGUAAACAAAGGAAGCUCUGACGAACAUAAUUCCCGCGUCUUACACUUUUCCUGGAAGUUUCAGUUGUUUAGCGCAUUAAAGUCAUUGUUUAAGUGUCUUAGAUUUAUUUUCUACAGCUAAAGUUCGUUGUUGUGUACAUUUACAUCAACAGUAGCAUCUGUGUUCAUGCUAAUCUAAGGGACGUUUUAUGCUAACGUGCGGACACAUUAGCAUACAGAUAAUGUACUUACUUCUUUUUCAUGCUAAUGAAGACACGUUUCUCUUGUCUGUUUCUGUACGUUGCUGUUUCACUCAAACAUUUUCACCUGUUGAGCAUUAAAGCUGUAAAUAAAGAAGCAA
Molecule: messenger RNA, 2794 nt
Organism: Toxotes jaculatrix (banded archerfish)
Lineage: Eukaryota; Metazoa; Chordata; Actinopteri; Toxotidae
Product: E3 ubiquitin-protein ligase TRIM21-like
Exons: 2
Coding region: 198-1829 (543 amino acids)
Molecular function (GO): protein binding; zinc ion binding
Source: RefSeq, a predicted model, not a curated record